UCACUUCGACAAGUCCCCCACUGCACCGGUAUCGACCUCUUCAAAUCCCCUCUUUCAACUCCCACUCGACCGGCUCGAGGUCUCUAGCAAUGUUCGUCACAUCAAGUCGUUCUAUGUUCACUACGUCUGUCCGUGGCAUGGCGCGCGUGCACCAGCCGCUGAUCAAGUUCGUGGGGAAGAGGCAAUGGCCGUCAACGACAGAGCCGCCGCAUCCGCAUCCGUUCGCUCCCAAGGAGUAUGCAAAGGCUUUCUCUCAAGAGGCAUCCGGCGCGUCGUCUACCCCGAAGUCGAGUAAGGGCGGUGCCGUCGCUGAGUUCUGGGAAGCACCCGAGCGCUUUUGGCGGCCGCGCAUUCGCGAGUUGCAGGACUGGGAGAUCGAGGCGAUCACGUCCGGUGGUGCUUCGUUGAGGAAAUGAUACUACCUACCAGUCAUCCCUUAAGCGCCUCUUCCGCGCUGGACAUCUCAAUGUAGAGCCAUAUUGAUUCAUCCUAAUGAUUGUGUCCGUCCCCGGCCGACCCAGUCGUGGUAUCACGCUCGGAGUCCCCCCACUCUGCAACUGCCGUCCAUGCUGCUAAGCCAAGGAGAACACUCGUACUAUCGGCACUCAUACAAUCCUCUUGGCCUCAG
Messenger RNA from Schizophyllum commune H4-8, 628 nucleotides. RefSeq lists its product as uncharacterized. Gene Ontology annotation, biological process: 2-oxoglutarate metabolic process. Bases 90 to 416 code for a protein of 108 amino acids. Lineage: Eukaryota; Fungi; Basidiomycota; Agaricomycetes; Agaricales; Schizophyllaceae. The transcript is spliced from 3 exons. The record is from RefSeq and is a predicted model, not a curated record.